UCUAGGACCUCCGGAGGACUCUACAUCUCGGUGGUAACCAAGCGCACCUGGCGCUGGCGCCCCCGGGUGCACCAACCUGCGUGGCACAGGACCCUCUGGGAGUCGACUCACGCGACACCCAGCGUAGGACCAAGCCGGCGGAGUUUGUGCAGAGAAGAUACCUGAGCCUGUGGGAGCACACGCGGAAUUCAAGAUGCUGCAGGAUGCAGCUGUGAAUGAAUCACAAAAGGAUGCUGGGCACCAGAUCUGCACUCAGUUGGAAUCUUUGCAAGGAAGAGGCAGAGCUGGUCUUACUGGAUUCUGAGACCAGGAAUAAGAUGAAGAACUGGAAGGCAAAGAGGAAAAUUUCUGAAGAAAAAGAUUUAGCGAGGGCUGUACUGGGAGUACACCAAAGACAAACCUCCCAGGAAUGUGGGUUAGUCAAAACCAGUGAUCCCAAGGACAGGUUAGUGCUGCAUUGGGUAAGCCCCUCAGAGGAUGCAGUGAGGCAGCCUCCUUCCCAAGAGAGAGCCAUCAUGGAAGUGGACCUCAUCCCCAAGAAAGCCAUUUCAGAAGAGAGGGGCCACAGAUACAAUGAAGGAGGAAAAAUACUUUCUGCUGGAGAAAGAUCCCACAGGUAUGAUGUCUGUGGCCAGAGCUUCAAACAGAAGUCAGAACUAACUGAACAUCAGAAAACUGAUAAUAUCAAGAAAAUCUAUGAAUGUAAGGAAUGCGGAAAAACUUUUAAUCGGGGCUCAAGCCUGGUUAUACAUCAGAGAACUCAUUCAGGAAAGAAACCAUAUGUAUGUAACGAAUGUGGAAAAGACUUUAAUCAAAGUUCAAAUCUUAUUAUACAUCAGAGAAUUCAUACAGGAAAGAAGCCUUAUAUAUGUCAUGAAUGUGGGAAGGACUUCAAUCAGAGCUCUAAUCUGGUUAGACAUAAGAGAACUCACAGCGGUGAGAAUCCCUAUGAAUGUAAAGAGUGUGGGAAGGCCUUCAAGGGAAGCUCAAACCUUGUCCUACACCAGAGAAUUCAUAGCGGAGGGAAGCCUUAUAUAUGUAAUGAAUGUGGGAAGGCCUUCAAUCAAAGCUCAGAUCUUAUAAUACAUCACAGAAUUCACACAGGAGAGAAACCCUAUGAAUGUAAUGAAUGUGGACAAGCCUUCAGCCAGAGUUCACACCUUGUCACACAUCAGCGAAUUCAUACUGGAGAGAAACCCUUCAAGUGUAAUGAAUGUGAAAAGGCCUUCCAACAGCGUUCAUGCCUUACUGAACACCAGAGACUCCACAGUGGAGAGAAACCUCAUGAAUGUCGUAAAUGUGGGAAAUCCUUCAGUGGGCGCACAGCUUUUCUUAAACAUCAGAGACUGCAUACUGGAAAGGAACUUGAAUGUGAAAAAGCCUGUACUUCUGAGUUGGACCUUAUCAAACAACAGAGAAUACAUAGGGAAGAAAAACCAUAUGAAUGUACUGAGUGUGGUAAAACUUUCCGGGGAAGUUCAGAUCUAAUUCGGCACUGGAUAAUUCAUACUGGAGAGAAACCGUAUGAAUGUAGUGAAUGUGGGAAAGCCUUUAGCCAGAGGUCUCACCUUGUUACACAUCAGAAAAUUCACACUGGAGAGAAGCCCUAUCAGUGCAAAGAAUGUGGGAAAGCCUUUUGGCAGCGUUCACUCCUCAUUCAACAUCAGAGGAUCCACAGUGGGGAGAAACCCUAUGAAUGUAAGGAAUGUGGAAAAUCCUUCAUCUGGCACACAGCUUUUCUCAAACAUCAAAGACUUCAUACUGGAGAGAAACUUGAAGGUGAGAAAACAUUCAGCAAGGAUGAGUUGUUUAAAGGAGAGCAGAGAAUUCACUAUGAAGAAAAUGCUUGUCCAGGAAAUCAGUGUGAUAGAACUUUCCGGAACAGCUCAGACCUCAUCACACAUCAAGUCACUUAUGCCAGAGAGAAACCAUAUGAAUGUAAAGAAUGUGGAAAAACCUUCAGUCAGAGCUCAGACCUUAUGAGACAUCACAGAAUUCACAGUGGUGAAAAACCUUAUGUAUGCACUAAAUGUGGGAAACCUUUUAGGGGAAGCUCAGAUCUUAUUAAACACCAUCGUGUUCACACUGGAGAGAAACCUUAUGAAUGCCCUGAAUGUGGAAAAGCCUUCAGUCAGAACUCACAUCUUGUUAGUCACCAGAGAAUUCAUACUGGAGAGAAACCCUUUGAAUGCAGUAACUGUGGAAAGGCCUUCAGUGGGCACACAGACUUUCUUAAACAUCAGAAACUUCAUCCUGGACAGGAACUUGGGGAAUGUGAGAGGGUCUUCACACAGGACUUAUUCUAACAGGUUGCACAACCUAAUGAAUGUAGGAAAAGCCUGGUGGAGAUCACAUCUUAUUGCACUAUAGAGGAUUCUUAUUAUUGAAAACCACUUGAAAAAAGGAAAACAUUACAAGAGUCCUAGUGGAUGGAAAACAUGUAAGUGUAGUCAGGUGGAAAAGUUCUUGGACAUAAAAUAACCUUUUUUCUGCCUCAGAACUACAUUGGAGUAUGGUCCCCAGCAUAUAAUUACUUGACAGUGUUUUAGGCAACUUCUAUUGUUACUAAAUCAUUAUAAAUAACUUUGGCAACACCCAAAACUAAAUUCUCCGUAAAAGGAGCCCUUUAAAUAUUGACUACCGAGUCCAGUGACCAGUAAAAAUCUUAAGUACUUUAAUGUGAUUAAAUCUUUCUCUGGGAUGAAUUCUUCCCCUUAGGUAGGUGUUUUACACAUUCUUUUUUUUUCCAUCCUUAUAAAAAUAUGUUUAUACAUAUGCAAAAAUACUAAUUAGAAUGAACCACUAAUUGAGAAGAAACCAAAAAAAUAAUAGAAAUGACGAGAUAGCUGAAGGCCAGGAGGAGACAAGAGCCACAGGAGGAGUUUCCCCAGAGAAACAGGAGUGACUACUAGUAGUAUCAGGAAAUGAAAGGCCAAGGGACAGGAGAACAGUAGGUUUGGGGACUAGGAUAAGACUGAGUACUGGGACCGAGCAUUUAGGUGACAUGGGUUGCUGGGAAUUCAAAGAAAGCAUCUACUAUGAAAGGUCAGUUGAUUAUAGGGGAAGUGGUUUUGUCUUGAACCAGGACUUUGUAUGUAAUUGGGCACAGCUUAUUUGAGAAUGGGGGAAUCUAAAUAGAACUCUGAAGAGAGGUCAUCGUUUAAGCUGCCAACUAAUUUGGUAAUUAGGCCCUGCCUCUGGGCAAACUCGGUCCUUAAAUAUUUCUUAUAUUUUGAACUACUGGCAGAUUGCAUCUGAAUUUCCAUGAGUCAUCAGAUAAGAAAGCUACUGAGAGAACCAUGUAAGGCAAGGAGAAUUUCGACCUCAUAUCUUUCCUCAGUGGGAGUAGCUUGUGAAAUGCAUAGAAGGGAUCAGUGGUUCACAAUGGGAUGGUUUUGCCUCCUGGGGACAUUUGGCAAUGUCCAGAGACAUUUUGGUUGUCACAACUUGAAGAAAAUGUUGACUAUCUAAAGUCCAGGGAUGUUUUAAAUAUCUUAAAAUAUACAGCCCUACACCCCUCCCAAACAAAAAAUUACCUGAUCUCAAGUGUCACUAGUGCCAUCCUUGAGGAACCCUGCCCAUGGCUAUUUAGAACACCAGUCACCUGGGGCCAUUUAAGCGAGCAUUUCAGUGUCAUGUGGGCAGUGUCCCAGGGGAAUUCAUAGAAACCUUUAAUUUAAUUAGGAGGAAAUCUAGUAUGGAGGGAGCACAGACAUGGGUUUGAAUCCCCAUAUGAUGUAUUGGUUUCAGGACUCGAGCAAACUAUGUAACCCCUCUGAUCUUUAUUUUCCUUAUUAAUAAAGCAGUGAUAAA
Molecule: messenger RNA, 3813 nt
Organism: Phyllostomus hastatus (greater spear-nosed bat)
Lineage: Eukaryota; Metazoa; Chordata; Mammalia; Chiroptera; Phyllostomidae
Gene: ZNF594
Product: zinc finger protein 594
Exons: 3
Coding region: 216-2306 (696 amino acids)
Source: RefSeq, a predicted model, not a curated record